Rhizopus microsporus ATCC 52813 is the source of this 2748-nucleotide messenger RNA. RefSeq lists its product as uncharacterized. The transcript has 9 exons. NCBI's taxonomy places the organism in Eukaryota, Fungi, Mucoromycota, Mucoromycetes, Mucorales, Rhizopodaceae. The record is from RefSeq and is a predicted model, not a curated record. Gene Ontology annotation, biological process: nuclear-transcribed mRNA catabolic process, nonsense-mediated decay. Bases 1 to 2748 code for a protein of 915 amino acids.
AUGGAUGACAUCAAUACACUUUUGGAGCAGACGGGCCUUUCUUCUAUUCAAAGCUCUGGACUUGCUAUAAUAUCUAUAUUUGGAGUAUCGGAUAAUACAACACAAGCAAGUCCUGCCAUCUUGGCUAAUCGAAUCGUUGGAAGUGCUAUCUUUAGUCAUCGAAAGGAACCUAUAAAGGAAGGAACCAUUGAACUUGUAAAAGGAGGACUCCAGUUAUAUGUUGACUUGAAAGCAAACACGGUCUAUUUGUUUUUAGAUUCUACUAUAGACACAAGCAUACUUGGAAGCCAACGUGAGCGUACAGCUAUGGAUUAUCAGUCUAUCAAUAUGAGGAGUUUAUUGUUCAUGAUGACCGUGUCUCACUUGGUGAUUCCUAUAUUACCGCCCUCUUUACUACCAACAGACUUUCUAUCUACACUUGUCACCUUAUCACAGACAAAACUAAACAUGUACACUCACUUGGCUCAAUUUCAAUCGUGUUGUUGGAAAUACUGGGAUAUUUCAGUACCUUAUGCACUAUUCGAAAAAAAGGAAUUUGAUCGUAUCAGUCCAAGUUUUUUAGGAUGGUGGGGGCCUGCCAAAGGUGUCCCGAUGCUGGUAUUUGUUGCUUCUGAUGUAUUACUACCAGAAACCACUCCAGCAACCAUCAAAAAGAUGCAAGAAGCCUUACAACAAAGGAUCAAGAAUAUAUUUCGAGCGACUCAUCUUAUACCUUCCAGGCAAGAGCCAGGUAACUCAUCUCAUGCUCCUGUAGAUGUCAAGUCACUCUUCCUUUUACCUUCCACUUCACAACCCAUUAUCCAUAUUAUACCUUCAAUGCCCAAACCUUCAGUUGAGACAGAGUAUACACUUGAUGAGCCACUGCCGAUAUCCAGUUACUUGGAACAGCUCUCUAUAAGCGAACCGGGAAAUCUGAAUGAUGAGUAUGGAGACAAACUUUUACGAAACUUUGUUACCAUUUGGACAAAGACAGCCGUGAACAGACAUCCACUUCACAGAAAGAUGAAUGAUGCCAAAUAUGUACCCUUACCAACACCGAUUCAGUUUGCGUCCUCUGUAGUGCCUUUACUUCACUUUUUAUUUAAUCAGCCAAUGCGAGAAAACAAUGAAAAUUUUAGAGACAUCAUUAUUUCUCACUAUUCAAGCACGAAGGGCAUGAUUCAACAAAUUGAAGUUAUUUUGAGAAAGAAGAUUAAGGACAACAUCGAAAUCGAACGCGUGUUUUCUAAAAAUUAUUGUUACAACGUCAUGCAACAUUGUCAAGAAGCGUACCUGCAAGACUCUCCGCCUUUUUAUCCUGAAAAAUAUCAUGUGUGGAAGCGUGAUCAUGCACUUCGGUUAUAUGCGUCCUUAGCGCGUGGCCCUUGUAAAGAAGAGUAUGCCAGUCGACUUGAGCGCGAGUGUGAUUUGGUUUGGAAAGAGAAUCGUCAAAGUUGUGAGCAUCUUAGCUUAACAGGAAGAUCUUGCCGCUUAAAAACUGGACAUGAAUCUAUCUCAUCUCAGUCACAAAAGAGAGAUGAUCGAGCUAUUCUGGCUGAUUCAGGCAAGCACAGUAGUGGUGUUACGUUUUUUCACGCGUGCAACUGUGGAAGAACUCAAAAGUUACGAGAUGAUCCUUUUGAUAUUAUGGACGCAAAUGUUAAGUUUUAUCAACGGUUUACUUGCUGUUUAGGAAAAGACCGAGCAGCGUUAGAUAUGAAGGCAUCUGUUUUUGGAGAUAAUCAGCAUCUUGAAUUAAGAUACGAUGAUGUACCUGCCGAUGACUCUGCGUUACUCCUCCUUGGGCCUGCCACUGUAUACAAAAAUAAUGUAGGAUUGGAUAAUGUAGAAGGGUUUUUGAACAACACCAAUUACCUUAUCCCAUGGUCCAUUACAACAGUAAAUGAUUUGAAGCUUCAUAAACAGGAACAAGUCGAGAAAAAGGCUAAAGAAACCAUAACGGCAGUACUACAGCCUGUCCCAAAUCAAGAAGAGUGGCCUGUUCUAGGAAAGGCACCUGCUGCAGCCUCAAAAACGACUAAAGUUAUACCAGCACCCACCGCUGCUUCGCUUGAAGCAUUUCCUGCACUAGGCACUAAUCCUCCACCCACCUCUACGCCUGUUAUUACACCUGAAAUACCUGUAAAGCAACUAUUUGAAGCCAAAGAAAAUAGCAAUAGUCGCGGCAGUAGUAGACGUAGACGAUACAAUAGAAUGCGAGAUAGACUGCAAGGAUUGAUCCGAGGCUAUAUAGGUGCGGAGUAUGAAUGUGCCCAGGGGCAUCGUUUCUUGAGUUGUGGUGAAGGAAGGGUUUGUAAAAUAGGACAUGCUGGUCAUCCAAAGGAGCAUGGAAACUAUUUUGUUCAUCAGGAUUUGAAUGUCUUUAUCCUCUGUCCCUGCUGUUACACGCCCAAUGGCAAUGGCAGUAGCGCUACAAUCAGCAGUUCAAGUGAAGUUACGGCUCAGUUAAUGCGAUUAUAUGUUGUCACUCCAGAUGAGGAUAUUACAAUUUCUAUAGAACCCAAGAUAAAGAUUAAUAUUCCUGGAUCUGACAAGUCAAUCCAUGUGGAUCUUGGUAUCCGUGAUCCUCUCUAUCUCGGUCCUGGAGGCACCUAUGUAUUGCGCUUGCCAUUUAUUUAUCGUGAUGAAAACGGGUUACCGAUCCCCAUUGAAACGGAUAUUGAAAGACGAAUGGCAAGUGCAGUACUACAAAAGGAUUAUAUAAAGUUCCAUUACAAGAAAGCAUCAAAAUGGGCAUUAACAGGAUAA